Molecule: messenger RNA, 3111 nt
Organism: Coffea arabica (coffee)
Lineage: Eukaryota; Viridiplantae; Streptophyta; Magnoliopsida; Gentianales; Rubiaceae
Molecular function (GO): protein binding
Source: RefSeq, a predicted model, not a curated record
UUGAGAAAGCAAGCGCAAUUGCCUGGAUUUACCUCAGAAAAUAAUUUUCAACAACCGAACUUCAGAAUUUGCCUGAAAAAAUCCCAGCAAUUAGUUCAUUUGAGACCGGAAGACGAUGGGGAUGAUGAACUAAUUCGCCUUUCUGCGGUGAUUGUUUCCAUUGCUCGGUCUCAGGGAGCAGCGGCUUCAUUAGGUACUCCUGCUCCUGCAGGUUGUACUACUCUUGCAUCAUUCCUCUCUGCAUUCCCAAACCAUAAACCCCAUUUGGCUUGUUAUUCUGCUAUUAGUAGUAAAUUUAAGAGUUCUUCUGAAAAAGCUCUGAAAUUUCAACCUGAAUUAAGGAAUGAUAUUAAUAAUGUCAACAGUCUUGAUGAUGCUUUGAGCUUGUUCGAGCGGAUGGCUCGGAUGAGGCCUCUGCCUUCUGUUAUUCAAUUCAAUCAAAUGCUGACUUGUAUUGUUAAGAUGAAGAAUCAUUAUUCUUCAGUUAUUUCCCUUUUUAGAGAUAUGUGUGUCCAGGGCAUUCCUGUUGAUGAGGCCACCCUUAAUAUAAUGAUUAAUUGUUGCUGCGUUGUGGGCCGAGUGGAUUUAGCUUUUUCUACAUUGUCUGGCUUCUUCAAACGUGGUUUUGUUCCUAAUGUGGUCACCUUUGGCACUUUACUUAAGGGACUCUUUCGAGAACAGAAGGUUCCUCAGGCACAAGAAUUUUUCAAAAAGAUAAUCAAGGAAAAACUUUGUAAACCCAAUGAAACUAUGUUGGGCAUUGUGAUAGAUGGGCUCUGUAAGGCAGGAAACACUCAAACAGCCAUUGAAUUCCUCAGAGCAAUGGAAAAACGAGGAAGUCCUUGUAAACCUGAUGCAAUUAUGUAUAAUGCCGUCAUGGAUAGCUUGUGCAAGGAUAAAAUGGUUGAUGAAGGUCUUGCCCUGUUACUGGAGAUGAUUGAAAAGGACAUUCCCCCGAAUGUUGUCACUUACAGUAGUUUGAUUCAAGGUCUGUGCAACUUAAGCAGAUGGAAGGACGUUGACAAGCUCUUUUCUGAGAUGAAGGUUUAUAAAAUUGUUCCAGAUGUUAUUACUUUUAGUAUAGUGGUGGAUGCACUAUGUAAGGAAGGGCAUAUAGAAGAUGCUGAAGAGGUAGUCCGGAUCAUGAUCCAGCAAGGUCGAAAUCCCGACCUGGUCACAUACAGUUCCUUAAUGGAUGGGUACUGUUUACAGAGGCGAAUAGAUGACGCAAGGAGAGUUUUCAAUACCAUGAUUGCUAGCGGCCUUACACCCGAUCUCCAUUGCUAUGGUAUUCUAAUAAAUGCCUAUUACAAGACCAAGAAAUUGGAAGCAGCCAUGAAGCUCUUUCGAGAGAUUCCACAUAAAGGUUUAACACCUGACAUUGUUAUUUAUAGCACUGUGUUGCAGGGGUUAUUUAGUUCAGGAAGGUAUCUUAGCGCACGAGAAAUUUUCAAGGAGGUGCAAGCUUCAGGCAUGAAGCCUGAUUUUCACACUUACUGUGUGGUACUGGAUGGAUUAUGCAAGACUGGACAUGUCGAUGAAGCAUUGGAGUUAUUCCAUGCAAUGGAAACUGAUGGAACAAAUCUACACAUAGAAAUGUACAAUAUCAUCCUUGAUGGGUUGUGCAAAGGCAAGAGGCUCGAUAGUGCUCGAGAUGUUUUCAACAAUCUCUCCCUUAAAGGAUUGGACCCUAAUGUCAUAACAUACAACACCAUGAUUGCUGGCCUGCUUUCAGAAGGUCUGCUCAUCGAGGGCAAAGAGCUCAUUUUAAAAAUGGAAGAGAAGGGUUGCUUGGCAAAUAGUGUUACAUACAAUGUCAUUCUGCAAGGACUCCUUAAGGGAGGUCAUUAUGAUGAUGCGAUGGUCUAUCAUGAAGAAAUGGUUCAUUGAGGAUUCUUGCUGGAUGCAUCUACGUUUUCCAUUUUACUUGCUUUAUCUGCUGCAAAUCAGAACAAUCCUUCUGUGCUAUUGUUGAUGCUGAAGAUUGAUCCCGAUAGCAAGAAGUUCAUGGAUGGGGGACAAAGAGGCCCUUCACAUUAGUUGUAACAUGGUGGUUGUGCAGUUUUUUGGCCCCUGAUGUUUAAUUUGCUGGUAGAAAUGUUAAUAAGGUUCACAUUUGAUCCUUUUGUCACUUAUCAUCUUUGUUUAGAGGAGGCCUCUUGGUGAUAUUUUGUGAAAUACCUCAGAGAGCAUCGGUCUGGUGGUGAAGCUGCAUUUCUUAGGGAAGUUCAAUUGUUAGGUGUAUCAGUUCACAGAAAGUUGGUGCAGUUAAUUGGAUUUGUACGUCUUCUUCUCAAGACUUCUUCUUUAUCUUUUCAUGGAGAACUUCAAUGUGGCAUGUCACUUAAGUGGUGGAGCAGAAGAGGGGUGGAAUCUGAAUUGCUGAGUAUGAAGAUUUGAUGUCAGCUCAGACUGGAUAGAGACAAUUAAUCAGGUACUAUUGGUCACUGAGGUGGAAAUGAGAGAUAUUUGUUCCUUUGGCUAGCUAUUAUUGGGCAUAAUUUGCGGUGAUUACAAUGACCUUUCAGUGAUUGUAAAAUAUCUAUUUGUGCCCAUGAUAGACCACAGACCGGGAGAGAAAGGCCUAGAUUGACUUAGUAGAAAUGAAUUUACUUUCAUACAGCACAUGUCCUGGAGUACUUGCAUGAGCAUUGCAAUACAAAAUCGUACACCAAGAUUUGAAGGCUGGAAACAUCCAUCUGGAUGAUGACUUUGAAGCUUUCUUCAGUGGGUACAAAACUAACACAUUAGGACUCAAGUCUGGGGAACUACGGGACACAUUGCCCCUGAAUAACUGGAAAGCCUUCAGAGAAGACGGAUGUAUUCGGAUAUGGUAUGACCCUUGUAGAACUUGUAACCAGUCAGUGUGCAAUGGAUUUCUGGUUGAAGAGGAGGAUGUAAUAUUGCUAGAUAAGGUGAGUUAUUCCAUUCUUUCUUGAAAUUCAGACAGACUCGUACUGCAAUAUGGCUAUAACUCAGGGUUUUAUAUUACUGAUAUAGUCUUCUAUGCAUUAAUGAAAUGGGUAAAUGCCUUGAUUAGUGGUGAUGGAAUAUUUUGACUAGUGUAAUUCAUCUAUUUAUAUAGCUUAUUUGUCAAGGUUUUACACUAUA